AGGUAUAAAAGCCUCGUCUAACGUCAUUCGUGCGAGUUUUGGAGCUUCAGUAGGUACUGAUAGGGAUAAUAUACUCAAGGAAACAAUGCAUUCAGCAUGAAACCUGUGUAUUUAUUUAUGGUCGUUUGUCUACAGCUGAUUGCGACCAGAAUUGUAGACAGUAAUAACCUGGAUGUAAGUGAUAUCAGACUAGCUGAUGGCAGUGGACCUUUCGGCGGGCGUGUAGAGAUUCAGAUAGAUGGAGUCUGGGGCACUGUGUGUGACAGGGACUUCCACAUUAAUGAUGCCACAGUGAUGUGCAGAAUGAUGGAUCUUCUUCCUACUGCAUACUUUAGUGGAGCAUAUUUCGGCCGAGGUGUUGGACCUGUAUUUGUUCAGGAAUUUAAUUGCUAUGGAUACGAGACGCAUCUUCGAAACUGUGGAUUUGAGUCCAACGUAUUUUGUUCUUCACAUUCAAGAGACGUUGGGAUAAUCUGUUCUGAAUGUGGACAAAUAAGCGUAAGUCAUGGAAAAAUCGUCUCAAUAUCAGGAGAUGGAACUAUUCUCACAAUAGCAUGUGAUACUGGAUAUGAAAUCGAUACAAACAAGAGUAUUUGUCAAAAUGGAAGUUGGUCACCUUCUUCGUUAGCAUGUACAACAAAUGGGUAUCCUUUAAACAUCUCCGGAAUUCGACUUGAAAAUGGUCUUGGCAUAUCUGAUGGAAUAGUGGAAAUUCUUGUGAAUGGUACUUGGGGUACUAUAUGUAGAAGUUACUUCUCGAGUAAUGAGGCAAAUGUCAUUUGCAACAUGCUUGGAUUUCUCGAUGUCUACACGUAUAGUCUAUACGGUUACUACGGUUUCGGCCAAGGCCCAGUACUCAUUGAUAAUCUUGUCUGCGAUGGAACGGAGUCUCAUAUCAAUCAGUGCACAUAUGAUGUUGUUCAGGCAUGCAGUUCUUAUCGUUAUUACCGUGCCGAAAUUAGUUGUAAACAUCCUUUAAACGUUACUGAUAUACGGUUGGUAGAGGGAACCGGACCAUACGACGGCCGUGUUGAAAUAUACAGUAACGGUCUCUGGGGAACUGCUUGUCGUCGCCAUGGCUACGGUUUUGAGGAAGUGGAGACGUUUUGUAGAAUGCUGAAUUCAAAUUUUACGUUAUAUUUCAACACUCCUGUGUAUGGUCAAGGAAAUGGUCCUAUACUUGUAGGACGUGUAGACUGUGACAAAGCCGAAAAUGAUAUCAGCGACUGCUCGUAUUAUCCUCCUUAUAAGACCUAUUGCAGUCAUUACUAUGAUUUGACCCUUGUUUGCACACCUUGUGGACAAAAAGACAUCGCAAAUGGAAACAUGGAAUCAGUGAAUGGGUCUGAUAUCAUAGUAAAAUGUGAUGUCGGAUACAAACCUGACAGUUAUAUAAUAACGUGCUUGAGUAAUGGAACAUGGCUUCAGGAGGAAAAUUGUUCAUUACCAUAUGAAUACCCACUUAAUAUCGAUAAUAUACGACUGGCUAAUAGCUAUAUACACUCAGAAGGACGUGUUGAAAUCAUGGUAAAUGGGACAUGGGGUACAAUAUGUGAUAACAACUUUGACAUCAAAAGUGCGAAUGUAACUUGCCAUAUGAUAGGACUGACGGUCCUACAUUAUUACACAAAUGCUUUCGAGUUUGGUCAAGGUAGUGGCCCUGUCUACAUAGAUAACUUAAACUGUACUGGAUUUGAAUCUCACAUUAACAACUGCACUUAUGACGUUGAUAACAAGUGUACACAUCGAGAUGACGUGUCCGUUAUAUGUACAGGAUACCAGCUGAACAUAACAAAUAUUCGCUUAGCCGGAACAUCGGGGCCUUACCACGGACGUGUUGAAUUAGAGGUCAAUGGUACUUGGGGAACAGUGGGAGAUGAUUAUUUUGGGACGUACGAGGCACGGGUAGUAUGUCGCAUGCUUGGGCUUGGAUAUAGGUCUAGGCUAAAUGGUGCAUAUUAUGGACAAGGUUCUGGACCUAUACUUGUUGAUCGGCUAGAUUGUCCAAGUUCUGCAACGCAUAUCAACCAAUGCAAAUAUUCAGUAGAUAAUUACUAUAACACCCAACAUAAUGAAGAUGUCUCCGUCAUUUGCUGGGGACCUCCAUUAAAUAUCACGGAAGCAAGACUUGCAAAUGGAACUGACCAAUAUGAUGGGCGUGCCGAAAUAAAAGUUAAUGGCACGUGGGGCACUAUUUGUGACAGUAACUUCGAUAUGUUUGGGGCAGACUUAUUUUGUAACAUGCUUGGUCUAAGAGCUGCGCGAUAUUUUACUGGGGCAUUGUAUGGUGAAGGCAGUGGACCAAUAUUCAUUGACCAACUAUAUUGUGACCAGAAUGAUGCAGACUUAAGUAGCUGCCAGUAUUUGUUUCUAAAUGAGUGCACUCACGACAGAGAUAUUUCUGUUGUUUGCAAUGAAUGUGGACAACCAGAUAUCUACUAUUGGGACACCGGUUACUUCAGCUAUAACGGCUCUAUCUUGUAUGCUGAUUGCUCCUACUAUAGAACUUACGUCGGUACACUUCAACUGACGUGUGACAACAGCACAAACACGUGGAUAAAGGAAGGAGAAUGUGAAGAAUAUAGUUUUCCUUUAGAUAUAUCUGAAAUAAGGCUUGUUGACGGACCUAGGUCAACAAAUGGAAGAGUUGAAAUCAAGUCUUUAGAUACCUGGGGGACUAUAUGCGAUCAUUAUUUCGGAAUGGAAGAGGCAAACACUAUAUGUAGCAUGAUUGGUUACCCUCCCGCAGCUGGGUUCUACAUAUCAGCACAUUACGGCGAAGGUACUGGACCAAUAUUUGUGGAUGACCUAAGCUGUGAAGUAAAUGCAUCUCAUAUUAACAACUGCACCUACGAUACAUACGACAACUGCAACCAUGGGAACGAUAUAUCCGUUAACUGCACAGAAUGUGUACAUCUGAAGGUGGACAAUGGAUUUCUUAACUCUACAGCGACAAACUAUGGUGCAGUUGUUCUAGUUAGCUGCGACAGAGAUCAUAAACUAAUCGGCAAUUCGGACAUAAUCUGCCAGGUGGAUGGCUCAUGGAGCGAUAUGCCAGUAUGUUCUAUUAUAGAUUGUGGGGAUCCUACACCGGAACACGGCUCAAGUAAUGCAACUAGCACUAUAAAUGGAACGAUCGUUUCCGUCGAGUGUGAAGAGGGUUAUGACAUGGUUGGUGACGACAUUAUCAGUUGUCAGGAAAAUGCUUCAUGGACGGCUGUUCCAGUGUGCAAAAUAAAAGAUUGUGGAUAUCCUAGUGUACCAUAUACAAGCGUCUCAUUACCAAAUAACAAAACAACAUUUGGUGAGACAAUUUUAAUAAGUUGUUGGACUGGAUAUACUCUCACUGGAAGUCCUACUGUGACAUGCCUUUCAAACGGAAACUGGGAAAUGAUGCCAUCAUGUAUUAUUGUGGACUGCGAAGAUCCAACUCCAAUCAAAGGUUCCGUAGACAAAAACGAAACAAAAUUUGGCACAGUCGUGGAAGUAUCUUGCGAUCCUGGAUAUGAUAUCACAGGAAACUCAACAAUUAUUUGCCAGGAUGAUGGAACAUGGUCUGAUCAUCCCGUCUGUGAUGCUUCAGACUGUGGUUUGCUGUCCGUGCCAAAUGGUAAAGUCAACGAUUCCCAAGGGACUACGACAGGAUCAGUUGCUGUAAUUGAAUGUGAUGAAGGCUAUGAUAUUAAGGGUACACAAUUUGCCACAUGUUUAGACACAGGAACCCGUGCUAGGUGGAAUUACUCGGUUGAAUGCGAAAUACAGGUGUGUGAUAACCCUAAGCCUGACAAUGGGCAAAUAUCUAAAACUGACGGUACAGAUAUCUAUGUGUUUGAAACUUACGCUGAAAUAGAAUGCAACACCGGGUACAAACUUUAUGGUGACAAUGUGAUUACUUGUGAAGCUGGAGGUGUGUGGAGUGACAAUACAACUUGUAUGAUAUUUGAUUGUGGAUCUCUUUCGGCACCUACGAAUGGAACCAUGGAUUCUCAGGGGACAAAAUACAACGAUGAAAUAAAAUUUAGCUGCAAUGAAGGAUUCUUGCUUGUUGGCGAAGAGAAUUCCAUAUGUGGAGAAACAGGAGAAUGGAGUAACGAUACCCCAGAAUGUGUUGUUAAAUCUGACGUCGGUGGUUCCUGUAUUAAUGAAGAUUAUUGUCUACUAGCGGGUUCUCAGUGCAUUAACUCUGUUUGCACGUGUACCACUGGAAUUUAUGAUGACCGCACAAAGAAAUGUGACACAAUGCCCCUGAUGCCAUUUGGUGAAGACGUGGGCGAUAUUUUGGUAUCAAAGAGAGCACAUUGUGGUCCGAAAGUAUCAUUUGAGCCCGGACUUCCGGUGUUUGACAAGAUGCACACAGAUUUGUAUGUUUGUGCGUCUGGACUUGUUAGCUUUGAUUCACCAUUUGCCUACCCGACACCUCCUGCCAAUAAACUGAGCUUAGUUAGUCUUGGCCAACAGAGGACCAUACUCGCACCAUUCUUUGGACCGAGAGAUAAAAGGGAGUCAGAACUAUUGAGGUUCAGAUCAUAUGACAUUCUUAACUCACAUAAGAAAAUGGAAAAGGAUUCUGACCUAAUUUUGUACAUAGAGACUAUCGUCGAAAAAUUUGAAAAUCUUACUUCGUAUGAUGCUAGUUUUGUUUUGAUUGCAACAUGGUACAAAAUGAAAGCAAUAGGAAGUGGAUAUGACAAAACAAAGACAUCUACAUUUCAAGUGGUUUUAACUUCAAAUGGGAAGUCCACAUAUGCAUUUUAUAUUUAUGGAAAUGGUAUGAUGCAAUGGGUCAACAACUUGUCAACAAGUCCUAAUGUGUGGGUUGGAUAUACCGUAAAUUCUAUCACCAAAACGCAUCCUUAUUCUUUUACAAAUGCAGCUUUGCAGAUGGAUUCGAAGCUUACGUCUUUAUCCGCCAAAAAAGCGGACCUAGAUGUAGCUGGACUGAUUUUUAUUCCACUGAAUUCGCGAGUUAAACAACACGACAAUCAUGCUGUUGACUGCAUUAGAUGGUAUAAUGCGAACCAUAAAGACAAGAAAAGACUUGAUUACAUUGCCAGCUUGACGCCAGAAUGUCCGUGUGAUAUACGUUUAUCACGUUUUGAUCCUUGGUUUUGGCGGAUUGGAUUAUUUAGAUGGCGCCACGAUUUAAGAUAUAAAUGUGUUGAUAUGCUACACGUGGGGAACUUCGGACAUUAUGGGAAGUCCUGUUGUUACGAUUUGACAACUUGGCUCUGGGUAUACGAAAGACCACUGGCAGGCAGUUUUCAGCUGUAUAACCCACGCCAUCCCUUAGAACACAAAGUAAAUGAUGUCCAACCAAAGGAAAAAUGUUGUGUUUUGUCGAAAUAUUGUAAUCUCUACUACGAAUUAAGACCGACUGGAAGCUGUUAUAGAACAUCACCAUACAAUUUUGGAACAUUCUGGGGAGAUCCGCAUUUCACUACACUAGAUGGAUUGAAUUUCACUUUCAAUGGGCUUGGAGAGUACACACUUUUACAAAUAAACACAGGCAAUUGCUCUUUUGAUCUGCAAGCUAGGACAGAAAGAGCUAUUAAAGGAAAUGGAAAUUUGUCUGAUGCCACAGUUUUUACAGCGUUUGCUGCGAAAGAUUCAAAUACUACAUCUGUACAUGUCGAGCGCAAUAACGAACGAACAGGAGUUAACUUGUAUGGAAACAAGGUGGAUCUGACAGACCAGUAUAACUCAAAUACAGAUGAAACUGACCCAUUUUCAUGGUCUUCUCAGGACGAGAAGUUGACAAUUUCUAAACAAAAUGGCAGUGUAAACGUCUUCUUCCCCGCUUGUAAUGUAUCUCUUAUAAUAUCAAUUGGUGUCGAAAUGCUUUCUUUGAGCACGUUUGUUCCUGAAAAUCUUAAAAAUCUAACGAAAGGACUUCUCGGAAAUUACAAUGGUGAUCCAAGUGAUGACUUUGCAAUGCCGAAUGGAACGGUCUUAAAGCCAAACCUUACGGAAAGAGAAAUUUUUGAAUACGGAAAAACAUGGACAAUAAAUCCGAACAACUCCGCAUUUGUCUAUGAUGAUGGGAAAUCCCAUUUUGAUUUUCACAACAAUUCGUUCGUACCGAGAUUUUUAGACGUAGCUGACCCUAAGCUCAGAGCAAAAGCAACCGAAAUAUGCAAUGGUCCCGAGAAUACAGAGUGUGUAUUUGACUAUGUUUCCACGGAGAAUCGAAACGUUGCAGAGAAAACUAAACAGGUCAAAGGGCAGGCAGAAGAAGACAAAAAAGAAAUUGAGGAGACUGUGCCGUUACUUGAAGGAUGUUCAACUGUUAAUGUGACAAAAGGACAGAGUGCAACGUGUAAAAUAAGCUUCGAAGCUGGUGAUAAAGUACACAUUAAUUCAACCAAAGUUCGCGCUGAAUUUGACCAGAUGUCUUCUACUGUUACAUUUGUUCCGGAAACAGAUGAGCCUGUCUCGAUUCGAGUAGCGGCAGAAAACGAGAACGGUCGACUUUCUCCGGAUUUUUCUGUGAGUAUAUUACUGUGUACGGCGUGUAAUGGACAUGGUGUGUGUACUGGUGUUCCAAGGAACGAUCCACGAGAAAACGAGUACUUUCGUUAUUCCACAUGUGAAUGUGACCCCGAAUAUGAAGGACCUGAUUGUGAACGAGUGUUUGACGGUUGUGCGACGAAGCCAUGCUCAUUAGACAGAAGCUGCACGAGCUUAACGGCGGAACAACAAAAGAUGCAAAAUAGAUCAUAUAUAUGUGAGCAAUGUCCUGAUGGCUUUGAGGACGACGGCGAGGAUGGAUGCAUUGAUAUAGAUGAGUGUGCUGUCAGCAACGGCAAAUGCGAACAUAACUGUACAAACACAGACGGAAGUUUUGAGUGUACAUGUAAAGAUGGAUUUAGAGUUAACAGCAGAGACACGUUGAAAUGCAAAGAUAUAAAUGAAUGUGAGGAGGCGAUACACAACUGUGACCAAUUAUGUAAUAAUACACAAGGCGGCUUUAUCUGCCAGUGUUACGCCGGUUAUAGAUUUAAUACAACAUUAUGGUCAUGUAUUCAGAUAUCGGACGGUGUAUGUGAUAAUUCGAAAAAGAUUGAGUGCUCAAAAACACAUGGUUGCACCAGAAAAGACACUGUUCCGGUUUGCUUCUGCAAAGACGGGUAUGAGUUAGACGAAACUGGGAAAAACUGCAAAGAUAUUGAUGAAUGUGGUAGAGGAAUAUGUCCACAAGGUUGUGUCAAUACAAAUGGUAGUUUUCAAUGCACGUGUAUUACUGGUUACCGUUUGGAAGGGGUUGCAACAUGCACAGAAUGUGAUGCACUUCACUGGGGAGACAACUGCGAACAAGACUGUAUUUGUACUGGUCAAGGGGCGGAUAGAUGUGACCCAGUUAAAGGAUGUGUAUGUGAAGAUGGUUGGUAUGGCGAUAGGUGCAAUGAUGAUAUAAACGAAUGUGAAUCGGACCAUCAGGCGUGCAAUGAUUCGAGAACAAUGUGUGUCAAUAGCGUAGGAUCAUACACCUGUGAAUGUAGAGCUGGAUUUCACAAAACAGAUGAAGGAGACUGCAAAGAUACCGACGAAUGUUCAGAUCCACAGCUGAAUAAUUGUAUGCAGAAAUGCACAAAUACACUUGGAGGUUAUUCUUGUGGAUGCAGAGACGGAUACACGAAAAUAGACAAAUGGUCUUGCAAGGAUAUAGACGAAUGCGAGUUAGGUACAUCUGGCUGUGAACAGAGAUGUGUGAAUAACCAAGGCCGUUACAGCUGUUUUUGUCACAUUGGAUAUAGCAUUAACGAUGAUCGAAGAACAUGUAGGAAACGUUCAGACCCUUGCCUGUCCAUGUAUAAUCUCACCUGUUCGCAUUUCUGCCUGCCAGAAGUUGACCAUGCAGUAUGCGGCUGCAGAAGUGGCUACAUUCUUGGACCUGACAGUGUAUCGUGCAUUGAUAUCGAUGAAUGCAACGAUGAGGAUAAAAACAAGUGCAGCGAAGACGCUAAAUGUACAAAUACAGACGGAUCAUUUUUGUGUGAAUGUCCAGGUGGUAAACAGUUGGAGAAUGACGGACGAACAUGCACAGAAUGUGACGACUACCACUAUGGACGGAACUGUUUGCAGACAUGUAGUUGUUUAAAUGGAAAUUGUGACAAGAGAACAGGUUGUGUUUGCAAUCCAGGAUGGGCGGGUACCCGUUGUGACACCGAUAUAGAUGAAUGCUCUACAGAACAAGUUGUAUGUCUAAAGGAAAAUUCCGUUUGUGUAAAUGUUAUUGGAAGCGCCAUUUGCUCCUGUGGAACAGGAUAUCAAAACCUGUCUGGAGUUUGCCAAGAUAUUGAUGAGUGUAAUGAAAUUAAAAAGAAUGACUGUGACCAAAUAUGCAUCAACACAGAAGGGAGCUACACGUGCUCUUGUCAACGUGGUUUCUUUCUGGAUGGAAAAUGUUCAGAUAUUGAUGAAUGCGCUGGAAAUCAUGGUUGUGAUCAAAUUUGUGAAAACACCGUGGGAAGCUAUAAAUGUUCGUGUGAGGGGGGUUUCCGGCUUAGCUUAAAUGAUCGGAAAACAUGUUUACCGGAACAGGAAUGCAGCGAAGAUCAAAGCAAGACUUGUCCAAAACGAUCAACAUGUUUUGUUGAAAAUGGUGAAGUAAAUUGUACAUGUUUGAAAGGCUAUCAAGGAGAUGAUAUUUGUAAUGAUACAGACGAGUGUAUGGCCACUUCAGAUACAUGUUUGCACAAUUGUUUUAACACGGAGGGAAGCUUUAUUUGCAGCUGUGAUGUUGGAUUUUUCCUCCUAGAAGACAAAGUUACAUGUAAAGAAUGCGAAAGAUGGAAGUUUGGUGAUAACUGUAGCCAAGCUUGCUCUUGUAAGCAGCGUCAUACAGAAACAUGUGACUCGGUAAAUGGGAAAUGCACAUGUAAAUCAGGAUGGGGCGGAGCCACGUGUGAUGAGGACGUCGACGAAUGUAACGAUGAUAUGGUUUGUCCGAAGAAAUCUUUUUGUAAAAAUACAAACGGAAGUUUCGAUUGUAAAUGUCUGAAGGGCUACUACAAAACUGGGAGCAAAGAAUGUGAAGAAUGUGAUUUUCGUCAUUUCGGUGAUAAUUGCCUUGACGAUUGUACAUGCAACUUUGAGAAUACAGCAGACUGUAAUCAUACGACAGGUGUAUGCAUGUGUAAACAGGGAUGGAGCGGCGGCGAAUGCACGGAAGAUAUCAAUGAAUGCAUAGAAACUCAGAGUAUAUGUGACAAAAAGGCUAAUUCCACAUGCAAAAAUACCAUUGGUUCAUUUAUUUGCGAAUGCAAUUUUGGAUUUAUAGAUGAAAACAAUAAAUGCGAAGACAUAGAUGAAUGUCUAGACGAACAGAUGAACACUUGUCAGCAGGUCUGCUUGAACACACCGGGAAGCUUUAUGUGUGAUUGUAAAACAGGUUUUAACAUGCAAAAUGAUGAAUGUAUAGACAUCGACGAAUGUGAUGAAAAGAAAGGGAUUUGUGAUCACAGUUGCAAUAAUACUUUGGGUAGCUACAAGUGUCUAUGUGACACUGGAUUCCAACUGUCCACGGACGGGAGAACAUGCGAGCCCUGUGACAUGUGGAAUUUUGGCUUAAACUGUGAAUCAGAUUGUACUUGUAAGUUUGAAAACUCCGAGAAGUGUGAUGCGACGACAGGAUUUUGUACAUGCAGGGCUGGAUGGAAUGGAACUAAAUGUGAAAGUGACAUAAAUGAAUGUGUCAAUGGUACUGUGUGUCCAGACAACUCGAGUUGUAAUAACAUCAAUGGAAGUUUUGUUUGCGUCUGCAACGAGGGCUUUAACAAAACAGAAUUAGGAGAAUGUCAUGAUAUCGACGAAUGCGAGGAGAAAAAUAACACUUGUUCCCAAGUUUGUUUAAAUACAGCCGGAAGUUUUGAUUGUAGCUGCGAAAAUGGUUAUUUCUUAGACGGCGAUAACAUCACUUGCCAAGAGUGCCCCAUCUGGACCUUUGGUGACAACUGCCUGUAUAAUUGCAAUUGUAACAAAACAAACACAGAAACAUGUGAUGCUAAGACAGGAACAUGCGUGUGUAUAGGGGGUUGGAAUGGAACCGGCUGUGAAAACGACAUAAAUGAAUGCGAAAAUGAAACAACUUGUCCUAAACACUCCAUGUGUAAUAACUCCGAUGGAAGCUAUAAUUGUACUUGCAAUACUGGUUACCGAAUGAUGUUUGAUGGAAACUGUGAAAUAUGUCCAAAAGGAAGAUACGGAUUUAAUUGCAGUAGAGACUGUAAAUGUCAUAAACUAAAUUCGAAAUCUUGCAAUCACGUCUUUGGGAAUUGCACUUGCAAAGAGGGUUGGAUUGGUUCGUCUUGUUCUGAAGAUAUAGAUGAAUGCGAAGAAAACUCGACCUUGUGUCAGAGCAUAGAAAACUCAACUUGCGAGAAUACGAAUGGGUCAUACAUGUGCAGAUGUAAUGAGGGGUUACGUGAACAAGGAAACAUAUGUACAGAUUGCGAUAUAUGGAAAUAUGGACAUGAUUGUAAAUCAAAUUGUACAUGUAAUAUAUCAAAAUCUGAAUACUGUGACCCAGUUAACGGGGUUUGCACUUGUAAAGCUGGUUGGAACGGAGUAAACUGUGAAAAUGACAUAGAUGAAUGUAAACAAGAAAAUAUUUGCCCAGACAAUUCAACAUGCGAAAAUUCCCUUGGAACUUUUAACUGCAGAUGCAAUAAAGGUUAUCUUACCAUGGAACUUGGUACUUGUAAAGAAUGUGGUGAACGACACUAUGGUGACAACUGCAGCGAAGAAUGCAUGUGUAAUUUUUAUCAUACAAAAACCUGUCAUCAUGUAUCAGGCAAUUGCUCAUGUAUUCCGGGAUGGUCAGGCAGAGACUGCUCUGACGAUGUUGACGAAUGCACAGAGGACAGUACUACUUGCAAUACGAAAAUGAAUUCUACCUGUGAAAACAGCAUUGGUUCUUUUCAUUGCACAUGCAAUGCUGGCUUUCGGGAACAGAAGGACAUGUGCUUACAAUGCAGUGACAAUACUUAUGGUACAAAUUGUACUGGUCAAUGCAACUGCCAUGCCAAGAACUCAGCAAAUGAGGUCCAAACAUGCGAUAUUGUAACAGGAAUUUGUAAUUGUAAAUCGAACUGGAAAGGUGACACGUGUGAAGAAGAUGUUGACGAAUGUGAAAAAGAUGGCACGCUUUGUAGUGAGGAUGAGAAUGCAACUUGUGUUAAUACUGUAGGGUGGUAUCGAUGCGACUGUAAAAGAGGAUAUGAGAAACUAACAGGCGACAAUUGUGUAGCAGGUAUUCCCACAACUACGCUAAAGCCAGAUUCGGCGAUGCUGAUUGUAGCAGUUGUUACAAUCGAGAUAGAUCUUCCUGUUGGAACUAACCUCAACGCCGCUAGCGUAUACAUCAGCGUUGCAAAUAAGCUUUUGACAACAUUGCGUGAAUAUUUUAAACGAUUUACGGACGCUCUAUUAGAGUUUUUCAUUACCGAUAUAAGUGUAGGUAGCAUCAUUGCCUAUUAUUCUGUCCGGUAUGGUACGGCUGAUAAAAAUGUUGCUACCAAAGUAGUACAGGCAAUCAUCGAUCUGCAUAAGGGUACUGAACUUGUAUUUGAUGGACGGACUGUCAGCGCUACGUCAGAUUCUUAUAAAGAUAUGGCGCCAUGUGAGAUCCUGUACACGAUUAUUGAAAGUUGUGGAGAAGGGUAUACAUGUAAUGUGGAAAAUGAUAUUCCAGUCUGUAGCCUACAGACGGAUCAGUCAAAUGUAAAGUGGCAAUUAGUCAUUGGCCUGUCGGCUGCUGGACUGUUUACUCUGAUCGUUGCUGCGUUGUUAGCUGUGUCUGUACAUAGACUCAGGAGAAGUAGAAAAAAUAAGGGGAACAACUAUUUUGAACGAGAAGAUCGUAUGGACCAAACUGGACAAAGAAGAGAUGGCGAAGCAUCUGGAUUUAACAGAUAUUUCAGUUGGAAAGAUGAUAAGGGGGUCAAUGCAGGAUUAAGAUAUCCAGCAAUGGGGUAUCGGUUGCCCAGGCUCACGGUACCUGAGAAUUUAAGAGGAAGUAACCGGCGAUUUAAUAGUUCGCUUGCAGAUUCAACUGUUGCCUCAAGAAAUUCACGUGCAAAUUGGUUUUAAAGAGGAUAUCUUUUAAGACUCAUAAUGGUGUCAGACCCUUCUGAGACAUGUGGUUCUUACGAUGUUGACUCAUGUAACAUUGCAGUUACAUUUGUUACUGUUACUUAAACGAUAUAUAAUUUCAUCAGUUUUUUCCAUAGUGUUUAAGAUUUGUCGUUGUACAUAUGACAGUAUCGUUAGUGUCCUUACUUUGCAAACAAUAUUUGUAAUGGUCAAUAAUGCUUAUAGUAGAGUAUUUAGCCAGAUAAAAUGCAUCAACAGAUCAUUUUUGAAGCAAUUUCUUAUUUCCUUGACAAUUGCUAUUAAGAGUAAUGUCCAUGCUUCGAAGAAAAAAGUUGAACAUCACCAAAUCACAGAACAAAAGCAUUGUUCUACAUGAAAAUUAAACAGCAUGUAAAUAUGUAUUUUUUUCUACAAAGGAAUUAUCAAUAAUUGCUCAUAUAUGUAUAGAAAUCUGGAAAUGGAUUGCAUGAAGGGACCAGUGUUCCGGACAGUUCAGUUUAAAAAGAUGUUUACAUGUCUUCGUUUUGAUGCAUUUGUAACAACGUACGAGUGUUUAAACUUUACAAAACUUAGUUAAAAUUGUUUUUUAUAAUAAUUGUUUACAUUUAGUUUUUUAUACAUAUAUAUUUUGUUCUUUUUUAAAGGGAGACAACUCCUUCUAAAGUAUCCAGUUCUAUUGGACAGAACAGUAAAAAUUUUAUUUGACAGAGUAGAAAAAUAUUGUCUAGAUGCUGUUUGUUUACUACUAAUUUUUGUUGUUUUGUGAUAUAUACCCUUUCAUUGGUUUUAGGUAUAAAGGGUCAGUUUUCAUUGAAAAAGCUUUUGAUUUAUAUAUGUCAUAAAUAUAUAGUUAGUUUUCUGUCGUUGGUAUUUUUCUGUAAAACAUGUCUUUAAUUUUUUGCUGAACGUAGUACUGACACAAAUAAAAGUUAUAUGGCAACCUCCAAGCUUUUCGUAGUGGAGAAAUAUCCCAGGUGUACUUUCUGGGCACUGUAUCAUCAUUGGCGAGCACCAUGGUAGAACCACCGACCUAACGUCAGUUAGCUGAAUUACUCAUUUUACAUAAUUCUACAACCCAAGGGAGGCUUGAACCCACACAGUUGACAGGCAAGUGAUUCUUACCCACUAAGUCACGGCGGCCCCUUCUCUUAUACUUACCUGAAUUUUACGACGGUUUAUAACUAAAAUAUAUUUCCGUUACAUGUACUUAAAAUUAUAAAACAACUGUUCUAUUGAAAAAAAGAAAUACUGUAUAAUAUCAUUGUAAUAAAAUAUUAUUUAAGAUUAAUA
Mercenaria mercenaria is the source of this 13383-nucleotide messenger RNA. RefSeq lists its product as uncharacterized. The record is from RefSeq and is a predicted model, not a curated record. Gene Ontology annotation, biological process: cell-matrix adhesion. The coding region runs from base 97 to 12090 and encodes 3997 amino acids. Gene Ontology annotation, molecular function: calcium ion binding. The transcript has 78 exons. Gene Ontology annotation, cellular component: membrane. Lineage: Eukaryota; Metazoa; Mollusca; Bivalvia; Venerida; Veneridae.